This is a messenger RNA of Pseudogymnoascus verrucosus, 1506 nucleotides long. RefSeq lists its product as uncharacterized. The transcript is spliced from 3 exons. The record is from RefSeq and is a predicted model, not a curated record. NCBI's taxonomy places the organism in Eukaryota, Fungi, Ascomycota, Leotiomycetes, Thelebolales, Thelebolaceae. Bases 506 to 1330 code for a protein of 274 amino acids.
CUCAAUAUAUGACUUUAUAGCCCAUUUUAUCUGCAGGCUUACGCCUUCCUGCCGCGUAGUUUCUUAGCUCUCUCAGCCCAGCCACUCAACUGCGUACCCGCAACUCCGCUGUCCGCAGCAAAUCAACCAGAUGCGGUACCAGCAUGCUUGUUGGGGUCCACGAUGCAGGUUGCCUAAAACGACCCUACAGUCGCGAGAGGGGGCUGUCGCAAGGUGAGCACUACGAUCCCGCUUGCUACUUGGGGACCAUGCCUCGCAAAGGUGUUCGUAAUGCUACGUCGAAAAUCGAUAAUUCGCAACAUUUCGAGGUACAAAUGUCUUCAGUAUUGUUAGGGUAACCGCCCACGAGAUAGGAGUAUAAGAUUAAGUGAACAGACUCUCUUUUAAUUCCUUCUAUCAUUCAGAAUCAUAUUCAUCGCUUCAUCGACAUCGUUAUAUCAUCGCUCCUCCCACAUUUCAUUCUCAUUUCCUCAAUCCCCCAGCUGUACAUCGUUUAUCAAUCAAGAUGGGCCCGAGUCAAAAAGUCAUCGCCAUCAUAGAACUCUGCGUCUAUGUCCCUAUAUUCUUCCUCGCCGCCUUUGUCGUUUUCCGCCAUGGCUUCCGCAGACAGCUUGGAUGGAUCUACCUGGUGAUAUUCUGCGGCGUCCGAUGCGCAGGUGCCGGCUUCAGAAUCGCAAGUGAGGCGAACCCCAACAAUGAGACGGAUCAGGAGUGGUCGGCUAUUCUCCAAUCCGUUGGUCUCAGUCCGUUACUUAUGGCCACACUGGGUCUCCUGAAGAGAAUAACCGAUGAAGUCUCCCUCACCAUACCGUCCAAUUCGUCAUCAGGGUACAUGAACAGUCUGGCCAGUGUUGGUGCUAUUGGAAAAGUGAGCGGUAUCAUUACCAAACGCGCUACCGCCAUUUCCCGCCGAAGCCGUAUCAUUCAAAUCGCACAAUUGCCCACAACAAUCGCUCUUAUCCUCUGUAUCGUCGGCGGCACAGACGAGGCCUCAUCUGACCCGUCAAGCCGCAGCGACGGUCCCAAAUACUUCAAGAUCGGCAUUGCGAUAUUUAUUAUUGUCUACUUGCUUCUGGUGUUCUUGACCCUCAUCACCGCUCGGGAUGUGCAUAGAGCACCAGCUGGGGAGCGCCGUGUCUACAUUGCUGUUGCUGUUGCGCUCCCUUUCAUAGCAGUGAGGCUACUUUGGAGUAUUCUGUCUGUCUUUACGACGUUCAAGUCUUUCUCUGCAGUUGGGGGAAAUACUGUCGUUGAGCUCUGUAUGGCUCUCGUUGAGGAGUUUGUCGUGGUGGUAAUGUAUACUAUUGUUGGGCUCACUAUCUCGAAAUGAGAGGGAUACUAUGGAGGUUGUGCUUCUGCGGAAGAUGAGGAAAUUGUUACUCCUCGCCACAAAAUAAAUGUUAGCUGUAGACUUAGCUAGACAGGGUUGAUUUCCUUUAGGUUCAUGGCGCUUUGGACGGGAUUAGCAUUAAGGUAUAAACUUAAUAUACGCUUAUAGAUUUCAAU